Molecule: messenger RNA, 5048 nt
Organism: Triplophysa rosa
Lineage: Eukaryota; Metazoa; Chordata; Actinopteri; Cypriniformes; Nemacheilidae
Gene: tacc1
Product: transforming, acidic coiled-coil containing protein 1
Exons: 16
Coding region: 457-2724 (755 amino acids)
Biological process (GO): cerebral cortex development; cell population proliferation; mitotic spindle organization
Cellular component (GO): cytoplasm
Source: RefSeq, a predicted model, not a curated record
GAGAGUCAGCUCCACUUGGAAAGGAAGCAUCCAUUCCUACACCACAGGGGCUGACGGGUUAGCCAGUCCAGAGAAACCAACGUUCUCGAUUCCUCUCCCCCCGUUUUUUCUUUUGAUUAGACUAAUCCUGAAAAGGAGGGGGGCACGGGGGAGUAAUCUGGCAGCCAGCUGAUCUCUGCUUUGGUAUUCUGCGCUCUGAGAGCCGAGGAAGAAGGAAGCAGAACUCUUGUCCUGUCUCAGAUAGAGGAAGCUGAGAGAGAACUCGACUCGUGAGAGGUUUCCGCACACAGCAGGAAGCUCUGAGGCUUUUGCGAAGAAAACAUGAAGCUCGGCUUUGAGACCACGUGAAGCACUGCCUCUGAGAAAAACAUCUGCGAGAGAGGAGGAGAGAAAUAGGGAAGAGUGACUCACUUGUUUGGAUUCGGACAGAAGGUGUUCCUGAGCGAAAGGUCCGAGAUGUCUUGGCUGUCACCCGUACAGUGGGCCAAAUGGACCUGGUCAGCCGUUAGAGGAGGAGGGGAGGACGACGGUGAGACGGAUUCAGGGAUGGACGACGAGCCCCUCAUGGAAGAGGCGCAAGAAGCUCUGACAGGAGAUCAGGAGGACGAAAGGUCUAAUGGCUGCAGUUCGGAUUCAGAGGGUCAGUUUGAGACGCCUGAGGCUGAGACGCCCGUCCAUCAACUACUUAAAGAACCACCACCACUGGAUCAACCAAUCACAGAGACAGAAAAUUAUUUAAGUCAGUUGACCUCCAUCACCCGGAACCUGACCCUGGUCGAGAGCUUUCCUGAGGAUGCACAUGCCCCGGUUGCGUUCCAAACCAGUGUGGACCCCAGCCCGACACUAAAAUUGAAGAACCAGACUUCCCCUCCCGUCAUGGAUGCAGACCAGCCCGAUCCGUCAGAAACAGGACAGACAGAUGACACGGAGCCCAUCUGCAAUGGUCACAUCAAAGAAGCUUCCUCCAAACCACAGACUAAGUCCCUCAAGGCGAGACCUCCUUCACUCAAGGUGAAGGCCCCUCUUAAUACUGUAGAUCCCAAUGAGGUAGACGACGAGCCGCCGAUACUUCCAAAGGAAAGUUAUAACUUCGAUCCCAAUCAGUUCACAGACACAGUCAAUCCAUUCGCCUCUGGAGGUUUUGAAUUGCAGAACUCCCCCCCUGCCAACGGCAGUAUUCCCAAAUCUGAGUUUACAGACGAAAUAUCCGCACAACCGGUUAAAAUGGAGUUACGACUUGAUGAUGGGGAAGCCAAGAAGCCCUCACCCAAGAAGCUUGGAAAGAAGACAAGCAGCAAGCUGACUGCACCGAAAAAGCAGCGACCAAAAGCUUCAGAGACAUCAUCAAAACAAAACCAGCCACUAUCUGAAAGCACGGCCACUCAGAACGUUGAUGAUAUUCCUAUUCCUAAAAAAUCCUACAACUUUGAUCCAGAUAAGUGGGAUGAUCCUAACUUUGAUCCUUUUGGAGGGGGCAAUAAAAUGAGCAAUCCGCCCACGCUCCCUGAGGAAUCGUAUCAUUUUGACCCUGAUAACUUUGAUGACUCUGUUGAUCCUUUCAAGCCAUCGAAGAAUUUAGGGGGCAAUGACACGACUAAACCUGCGACUGAGACGAAAGCAGACAAAUGCAAACCAGAAGGCACACCGGAGCAGAGGAAGAAAGUAGGACAGUCUAUAAAGAAAAACAAAGACAGGAUCAUCACGACCACUGAGCAAGUGCAGUUUCUCUGUGUUUUAUUGAACCCAUGUAAAGUAAAGACAUAUGAGAACGAGACACAAGUCCUGGAUGUCUGCCAUCAGGAGAAAGACGUACAGGAUGAUCCUGCAGCUGAGCUGCCCCACCGUGUUCAGCAUGCCACCGAUGAGGAGAAGUUAGCAUCCACUGUCAUGGGCCAGAAGGACGAUGUGGAGGACUUUUUAGAGUGCAUCAAAACAACCAAAUGUAGCAAGUCAGUGGAUCUGCCGGUUGGUAUAACAGACCAGUUUGAUGAGAAGGACCUCUCCUCUCCGAGUGAGGAGCUGUGUAAGAGUCGUCCUGUAAGUUCUUCAGACAGUGAUGUUGUAAAGAAGAGUCCAGGGCUGGAUUCAUUUCCUCUCAGUGAGAUGGACAAGGCAGCAGUGCUCACACUGAUCAGAGAAGAGAUAAUCACCAAAGAAAUCGAAGCCAAUGAGUGGAAAAGGAAAUGUGAGGAAAGCAAACUUGAGGUCAUUGAAAUGAGGAAAAUAGUGGACGAGUAUGAGAAGACAGUAGCUCAGAUGAUAGCGGAAGAUGAGCAACGUAAGAACAUUGGACAUCAGAAGAGCGUCCAGCAGUUAACCCUGGAGAGGGAUCAAGCCCUGGCCGACCUCAACUCUGUGGAGCGCUCGCUGUCCGACCUGUUCAGACGCUACGAAAAUAUGAAGACUGUCCUUGAGGGCUUUAAGAAGAAUGAAGAAGUGCUGAAGAAAUGCGCUCAGGAAUACCUCACACGCGUGAGGCAGGAGGAACAGCGCUAUCAGACGCUCAAAAUACACGCUGAGGAGAAACUCGAUAAAGCGAAUGAAGAGAUCACUCAGGUGCGGGCCAAGGCCACUGUGGAGAGCGUGGCACUGAACGCCAGCCUGAGAAAAGAGCAGAUGAAGGCGGAGUCACUGGAGCGGGCACUCGAACAGAAGAAUCAGGAGAUUGAAGAACUCUCCAAGAUUUGCGAUGAGCUCAUAGCUAAGUUGGGCACAACAGACUGAGAGGAUGUACUUAUAUUUUCCCCAUAUGCCUUGUCUGACCCAAACCCACUCUGGAAGAACUGCUUUCUUCAUUUUUUGAGUCAUUUUUCCAUGGGUCUGGCUCAGCGACUGGAAGAAAAAACAAGAUAUGAGCUGAGGAAUCAAAUAAAACGGUCCAAACGUAUUUUUACGGAUUCAAAAGUACUGAUGUCGGACUUUUUCCAUAUUGCCAUAGUCCACUUUCGGGGGUUUAAAAUAUUUGAAUGGCAUGAGAGACAAACCACCCACAUAUCUGAUUCUGAUGACUGCUGUCAUUUCUGUGCAGAUGUGUGUAUAUUGAAUAUUGGGCUGUCAGGUGUCCAUGUAAAGAAAGCGAAGUUUUUACUGUGGGAAAGAGGGUCAAUGGUCUUGUUUAUAGUUUACAUGAUCGCAGUGCUGCUACUUGUUACAGAGGGAGCAAAUCAUAUUAUUUGCAACUUUUAAUUAUAGAUACAGCGUUUUGUUACAUUACUUGCCUUGAUUAUAAAUAGUACUGUAACCUGAAUAACUGUUUCAUUUUUUUAGAGAUCAUAAUGCAGUUUUGAGAAAGACAUUUUAGCAUAUUCAAAACUUCUAUGCCGAGCAUGCUUUCUCUUCACUGUCUGUUUGGGUUCCAUUAUCAUAUGAUAUAAAGAAUUCAUUUGGUUGCCUUUUCCCAAGUCAUGAGGUCACAAUUAUUCUAUCAAAAGCCACCUUAAUAAAAUACAGCACAAAUGUCAAAACUAAGAGCACUUAAACUCCCUUUUAUGAAAUAUUACAUAUUACUCAAUUUGCUGAUAGUCGAUUGCAGGGAACCUGUCAGGGAUCUUUGGAUGCUGAAAAACUUCCAGAAUGGACCGAAAUGAAGAUGAGAGUUGACAAUCUUUUGCCAAACUUCCUGUGCCUAAUGCUAAAGUGAUGUGUGUCCUUUACAUUUUUUACCCACAAUUCCUGCUUUCUUAUGCAAUAUUUUUCUCCCAAAUGAAACCGCUGUCCGUGUGCCAAACCUCAAAUUUAAAAUGGUGAAUUGUCACGCUAUUGUGUAAGGAGCUUUUUGAUGUUCAUGACAUUACUCACUGAAAUUUGACCUGUGUAUAGUUUUAUGAUGAUAAGGUUGUUCUUUUAUUGUGUUAGUGUUGUUUGUAAAGUGGAAGAGAGAGUGUUGCACAGAAAUGCCAUUGACUAAUAUAUUUUGUGCAAUAAUGCAUUCCCUAAAUAAAAGUAAUGAUUAGCUUGAUGUGUUAUUACAUUAUACUUUAUAGUUUUAAUUAAAGUACACGUUUUGCUUAAUAUGUUUCUUUAUGUAUCUACCGUUUCACUAAAGGAAUAUCUCGCAUAUUGUCAGGGUGUUCCAUAGCUAAUCCUUUAAAUGGGAAAUCUGGCGACACUGGUAUUAAUAGGGAUUUUCCUUGUGUUGAAGACAGACAGUUUACAAAACUCAACUAUAACAACAUUUCGAAUUAAUAAAUGUUCGAAUCAAGAUGCACAAAGAUAAUAAUUAGUCAAAUGUUGAUAUGUGUUGAUUAAUGUGGAUCUGUGUUUAUUACACAGAUCUGUUGCAUGUGUUAAAAUGAUGUAAUGCUUGGGUGAUGGGUGCACACACUGUGGGAUUAUAGAGAGGUGCUCAAGAGUUUUAGAUUAGACCUCCACAUUGUCCCGAGGCUUCUCUCCUACAGUCUCCAACAUGAAGACUGUCCUCGCUGUGCUGAUUCUGUUUGCUGCUGUGCUACACAAUGUGUUGUCUUGUCCGGUGUGUGAAGGUGAGGGGUUGAAGUGUUACACCUGUGUGGCUCAUAACCAGGAGGAGUGUCACCGGCAGGGCUCUACUGUAUGUCCUGCGAACGCAGAUGCCUGCUCCACAAUCACGGGCGCACACACAGUUUUGAAGUCAUGCACUUACAAGUCCUUCUGUGACAAGUCGCACAUGAGCAGUGGAGAGCUGGAAUGCUGCUUCAGUGAUGACUGUAACGGGCCCCAUCGCUCACACAGUCACGGAGACCAUAACGCUGCCAUGGCCCUGAGCUCCAGCCCUGUCCCGCUGCUGGGGGUCCUGCUGGUUAGAGUAGCUCUCAGUUCACUGUAAUUCACUCUCACAUCUAUAGUGAUGUACAUUAUGAAUAAUCAUCAUGUGAUGGAUUUAACUUGUAACUCAUAACUCAUAGAUGAGCUUUUAUCUAUGGCCUAUGGCCUAUUUAUCUGUGUGCAUGACUAAUGUAUGUUCAAAUUAAAAUAUCAACAUAUUAUAAGAUUGCAUAGACUAUUAUAUUUUAUUCGGGUAAUGCGCAUAUGUAUCUGCAUACUUAUCAAUAAAGUACUGUAAUAACUGA